AUGGACUAUCGCGAGUAUUACUUUUAUCACCGUCCAACCUGGGACAUCGAAGCCCAGGCUCGAGGGGAGGUGGAAGAGAAAUUCGAAGAGCCUGUUAUUGACCUUGUCGUUCCAGAGCGUGCCAGGCUGGCCGAGAUACUCUGCUUUCAGCCCAAGGACUUGACGGAAGAACAAAUCUCUUGCGCCAGAAUAGAGGCGGUUGACCUGAUGGUCGCGCUCUGCGACAAAAGGGACGCUGGUAGAGCCGGCCAAGCUAGGUCAAGGCCUCCACGCCUCCCUCGGGUGCAGCAAUUUAUCAAGGAAGAAUCACCUGCAUUUGCAGCUUGGUGCGAGCCCGAUCUCUUCCCUCUUCUCAUGGAUGCAAGCCAAUGUCCAGAUUGCAUCGGCGACGAGCGAUUAAUAGCUGCAGAGCGCACCUUUGAGUGGUGUCGCCCGACCAUACGAAAUGAUCACUUCGAUGAUCAGCAUCUGACUGAUCGAGAAGCCAUCGCGCAGCGAGGGGAGGCACUUGUUUGGGUGGAAAUGGCAGAGCUAUCAGUCAUGGAAGAUGGAAUAGAGAAGGUAAUGGAUGAGUUGACUGUUCAACAGGUCAUGCUCAGCUCUAUGGAAGGCCUGGCAUGGGAUGGAGUUGAGGCCGAGCGGAACGACAUUAUCCAAGAGAUCGAACGGCUGAAGCACCUGCUCAAAAAGUUGAAAAAGGAUCGCGCACGAGAUGAAAACGGCGAUGAUAUUGGUGGCUCUGCCUCACAGAACCAAUCUCCGCCCGGCACGCCUACCUCACAAGCACCGCCACCCCAACCAAAAACUCCUGUUGUAACAGGGGGCCGCUCAUCCAAGAUGGAUCCAUACUCCGGAUAUCACGAUGUCUGGGACAGCCCGUCGUCAAUCUCGUUACCGAGUAGGAAGAGAGAUCUUCGAGCGAGCGACCCUUUCACGAUGAAUAGUCAAAAUAAGUCAAGACGAACGACUCCGAAUCCUGCUGGCGACCGUGCUUCUACUCCUUCGAGGCUAGGAAGGGAAUCAGAUGGCAUCGAAUUCAUUGACAUUAUUGAUCUCACUGGUGACGAUGUCGACUUCGAUUCCUCCGUGGUCGCCGAACAAAUUCGACAGCAACAGCGUCACGAACAAGAAAAUAGAGACAUGCCGAUGGCUAUGCAAUUUUCCAGUCAAUAUUCCCCGGUUCCCUCAUCGUCUUCGAACGCAAAUGCGUCCGAACCAUACGCAUUUGUCAGACUCAUGGCUACGCAACGAGCUAAUUCACGAGGGCGAACAAGCUGGGACUGGCAGUCUCUGCCAUCCUCCAGCACUCAGACGCCGGUGCCAUCGGGCGAAACGAUGAGAGCCUCAAUGCCAGGUUCCUGGGACAACCCAAGUCCUUGGGAUAGACGUCCGCUUAUUAGUCACGCUCCUCUGCCUAGCAAUGCAGUGAAAGCUGUCAGUAGGCAUUCGAUCGGUGCAACUGGCCAGCGACCUUCGGGGUACGGUACUCAAUCCGGGAACCCACGACAUGUUUCGCGAAACAGCCAAUUUUCUAGCCCGGCGCUGAGGAAUGUCUUUCAGCCCACACCAUCUCCAAGACCACCGUUUUUCGGCGUACCAUGGCACCCAGGUGAUAAUGGGUCUACUAUUUCAAACGCCAUUGAAAGAACAAGCAUGAUUGACCAUGCUAACGUGCAGGACGCGUUCGGUAAUCCACUACAUGGUCGUCUGGCGCGUGUUCUCGACGAUGAUUAUGAGUCACCAGUAACAGGAAAGGAAUUAGAUGACUUGUUGAAGAACAUCCGUCCCGACAUAGAUAUUCCAGAGCAUAACCGAGGCGUUGGUCCGCCGGGGCUUAAGUAUCCGCUGUACAGACACCAAGAGGUUGCGCUUACUUGGAUGAAACAAAUGGAAGAGGGCACCAACAAGGGGGGAAUUCUGGCAGAUGACAUGGGACUGGGAAAGACGAUUUCCACACUGGGCCUCAUGCUUGCCAACCUCGCUACCUCUCGUCCAAAGACAAAUCUGAUUAUCGGACCACUUUCGUUGAUGCGCCAAUGGGAAGAGGAAAUCAGCAAAAAGACAAAACUAGCACAUCGGUUGUCAGUGUUCGUAUAUCACGGCAAGAAAGCGUCGACAGAUGACCUCCUGAAGUAUGACGUGGUAAUCACCACCUAUGGUACCUUGGCACAGGAACUCAGGCGCCGUGAGAAGUUUAUUGAGGAGAACAAAGAUAGGAAGAUCAACUUUAAUGACAAAUCAUGUGCGGUUAAGUUUCCCUUGCUACAUCCAGAGAAAGCCAUCUUUCACCGCAUCAUUCUGGACGAAGCGCAGUGCAUUAAAAAUCGGAGUACACAAACAGCAAAAGCCUGCCACAGCUUGAGGGCUACGUAUAGGUGGUGUUUGACUGGUACACCGAUGAUGAAUGGGAUCCUUGAGCUAUAUUCACUCUUGAAGUUCCUCCGCAUAAAACCUUACAACGCUUGGGAGAACUUCCGUCAGACUUUUGGCGUAUUGUUCGGCCAAAAAGGUGACCCUAAGAGCAUAGCGAUGAGCAAGCUCAGAGCACUGCUCAAAGCGAUUAUGAUGCGUCGAAAGAAAGACUCAAAGCUCGAAGGGAAGCCUAUUUUGCAACUUCCCGAGAAGAGAGAGCAUAUCGUGUAUGCGAAACUGUCAACGGACGAGCGAGACUUUUACAAACAGCUCGAACAGCAUGCUCAUGUGCUGUUCAGCAAGUAUCUGCGAGAGGGAAGUGUUGGUAGGAAUUAUUCCAACAUCCUCGUAUUGCUCCUUCGACUUCGUCAAGCUUGCUGUCAUCCUCAUCUCAAUUUGGACGUUGACGAUGCCGUCAGCCCCAUUACCGAUGCUGAUGUGGAGAAGUUUGUGAAGGAACUGGACGUAUCUAUUGUACAAAGGAUCAAAAGUGUUGAAGCUUUUGAAUGCCCCAUAUGCUAUGAUGCAGUACGAUCGCCCUCGUUCUUUGUACCUUGCGGACACGACAGUUGCAAAGACUGUCUAUCACGCAUAGUGGACACUGCUAUCUCGCAGAACCUCCACGAAGGAAACGAGAGUGACCGGGCUAAGUGCCCUGUCUGCCGCGGUGUAUUCGAGCCGAGAAAAUGCUUCACUUACGAAUUAUUCAAAAAGGUCCACAUGCCAGAGACUGCGGAGAAGGUGGGAAAGAUUGAACCGGUCGACGACGAAUCGAGCGACGAGGAAGAAGAUUCGUCGGAAGAAGACGAUGCCACAGAUGAAGUCAACAGUAAAGGAACUCUCAAGGGAUUCGUUGUUGAUGAUGAUGACGAAGAAGAGCUCGCCGACAUUGAUGUUCUCAAGAAGGAAGCUUCCGCGCUGGAAAGCAAAGAGCGGAAGAAGUCCAAAAUGGCCCAAAGAAAAGAAAAAGGCAAAAUCAAGGCCAAAAUGCCCGAGGUAAAACCAUCUAUGUUGAAGAGCCUACGUGUCGAGGCAGCCAAGAACCGUCAAGCAUAUAAACGAUACAUGCGAUAUCUCCGAACAACAUGGAUGCCAGCUGCAAAGGUCACCGAGUGCAUGAACUUGCUCAAGGAAAUCCAGGAAACCGGCGAAAAGACCAUCGCCUUCUCCCAGUGGACCCUGCUCCUGGAUCUUCUCGAAGUAGCCAUGUGGCAUGACAAGUUCCCCCACAAACCUCUCCGCUACGAUGGCGGCAUGUCCGGCGACCAACGCGCCACUGCAGCCUGCAACUUCCGCGACAUUCCCGAUAACAAGGUUAUGCUGGUUUCUCUUCGCGCAGGAAACGCAGGCCUUAAUCUCACGGUUGCAACGCGCGUCAUCAUCAUGGACCCGUUCUGGAACCCGUACAUAGAAAUGCAGGCGAUUGACCGGACCUACAGAAUCGGACAGCAGAAGGAAGUGGAGGUGUAUCGGAUUCUGACGCAGGAGACGGUAGAGGACCGUAUCGUGGCGUUGCAGAAUAAGAAAAAGGAGAUUGUUGAGGCGGCACUCGAUGAAGCAGAGAGCAUGAAGAUUGGUCGCUUGGGCGAAAGUGAGCUUAAGUUCUUGUUUAAUUCGCACGGCUAA
Molecule: messenger RNA, 4038 nt
Organism: Pochonia chlamydosporia 170
Lineage: Eukaryota; Fungi; Ascomycota; Sordariomycetes; Hypocreales; Clavicipitaceae
Product: SWI/SNF family DNA-dependent ATPase Ris1
Exons: 8
Coding region: 1-4038 (1345 amino acids)
Cellular component (GO): cytoplasm
Molecular function (GO): ATP binding; metal ion binding; ATP-dependent chromatin remodeler activity
Source: RefSeq, a predicted model, not a curated record